GGGAGGUGAAAGGUCAAGCUGCUGUUUGGUGGCCAUUUCUCUUGAGGCUCAGGGGUUCGGGACCUGCGGUAGCUGCUCCAGUCACGAGGGACGGGCGGCAGCUGGGUCGGUGGCAAAUAGCCUGCAGAAUCGCCUGUAGUCGCGAUGAGUUUACCCCUCAAUCCCAAACCUUUCCUCAAUGGAUUAACAGGAAAGCCAGUAAUGGUGAAACUUAAGUGGGGAAUGGAGUACAAGGGCUACCUGGUAUCUGUAGAUGGCUAUAUGAACAUGCAGCUUGCAAAUACAGAAGAAUACAUAGAUGGAGCAUUGUCUGGACAUCUGGGUGAAGUUUUAAUAAGGUGUAAUAAUGUGCUUUAUAUCAGAGGUGUUGAAGAAGAAGAAGAAGAUGGAGAAAUGAGAGAAUAGCAUCUUUUUCGGGGGAUUUUUUUUAUAUAUCUAGACAAUAAAGAUUUGUUUGUUUUUUCAACUUGACUUGUUAACUAUCCAUAUGCAGCUGUUUACUUGCAAAACUCAAAUGUUGAAAGAAUUGAAAGAUUAUUUACAGAACUGAUGUUUUAAAAACCACCCAGGUUUAUUUAAGUUGGUUUUCUUUUAUAGGCCCACUACUGCUUUUUUCUGUAAGAGAUAAUUAUUUCUGUGCUUUGGAAAUUUUUAUAAAGGUGAAUUUUCUUGUACCAUAUUAACUGAGACCUUUCAAAAGCAACUGUUUCUUUUAAAGUUAUUUUUGAGCCACUUUUAACAUGUAUAAAGUUAAAUAUUUUCUUAGUAUUAAUAUAUACUAUAUUAUUUUACUUAGUCAAUAAGUUACAGUUAAUUCUUUACCAUUAUAAGCUAAAUGCACAUAUUGUAGCUAAAAUUGAAACAUCACCUGAAAAUUAAAGUAAUUGUGGAGAUAAGACACAACAGAAAUUGUGAAUAGACAUUUAAGCUGAAAGAAUAUGGCUUGUUCACUUAAGAGAAUAGACUUUUCUAUCAGAACUUAAUGUGAAAUAAAAACUAGUCUCACAGUUAUGUUCUGAGACCGUAAUCUAGUGAUUUUCACUUGUUUUAAACCCCUCAAAACCCUUUUUAACAAUGUGCAACUCUAAUAUUUUAGAGUUGCACAUUGUUAAAAUGUAUAUUCCAUAGUGAUAACAGUGUGCUAUGAACUUCCCAAUAGACUGGUUGAGAAAAUAUAUCAUUUAAACUCACAUGUGUCGGAAGAAUGGCCAUUAUUACACUUUAAUGGUCAUUCACCAUAUAGUUAUAUCUAUAAACUAUCUUUGGAAUGUGUGUCUCCAACUAGAAGAGCUCAAAGUAUAGAUAUAAAUGUUAAGCUGUAUAGAAUGACAAUUAUGAUAUGAAUAAUAAAAGUCUUCAACAAAAGAAAA
Messenger RNA from Galeopterus variegatus (Sunda flying lemur), 1370 nucleotides. It is a transcript of the gene SNRPF, whose product is annotated as small nuclear ribonucleoprotein polypeptide F. Gene Ontology annotation, biological process: spliceosomal snRNP assembly; mRNA splicing, via spliceosome. The transcript has 4 exons. The record is from RefSeq and is a predicted model, not a curated record. Gene Ontology annotation, molecular function: RNA binding. Lineage: Eukaryota; Metazoa; Chordata; Mammalia; Dermoptera; Cynocephalidae. The coding region runs from base 145 to 405 and encodes 86 amino acids. Gene Ontology annotation, cellular component: catalytic step 2 spliceosome; U1 snRNP.